AAUACGUCCAUGUCAGUUUUACUAAAUAAAUUAAAAUAUAAAGAAAAUAAUAAAUUUAUACGCACUUUAAAACUAUUUGUUAGAGUUAGCAACGGUAGCUUGAGAUCUUCAUCUGAAGCAUUAACUGUAGCUAGACAUUUAGAGGAAAAGUACGGUAAAGUUACUAGCAUACAAUUCGCUAGAAACAAUGAUACAGACGCUUUACUUAAUCACGGCUGGAUUGAGUUCGAUAGUGACAAAGAGAAGGUUGAGAAAACUUAUAUUGAAGUACCAAUACCAAAGAACGGUCCAAGGGAUGCUAUUAACACCUCUCUAAAUGACAUAAGGCAGUCGUUCCUCAAAUCAACGGUCUCUGAUCCUCAGACUAUCCUUCAAGUUAAAGUAGAGCAAGGAACGGAAAAGGAGUACAACAACAAGAAGGAUAGCAAUUUCUCUCUAAUCAAUAGAUAUGAGUCUAUGUUACGUUUUAACGGUUUUAAGGGCGGUUUAGACUCUGUAAAGCGUGAUUUAGAAACUAAAUUACAAAGCAAUGGUAUAGAUACCAACGAAUUACAGCGAAAAUAUCUCAAAGAGUUAGAAACUAGACAAACCGAACAGGCGCAAUCACAAGAAAACCAGACGAACGUUUCAAAUGAGGACUAUCAAACGCUUGCAACCCAAUCAGCAUCAUUCACUCCAGCGACAGCCAGACUACACCUCAGUAGGCAUAGACAAGUCGUACCAGAACCUGAAGUUGUCCAUUCAAGUCCAAGUGAACCAAAAAUCCAGCCUACACCAAGAAAUGAAUUGAUAGAAGAGAACGCAAAGUCAGCAGCAGAGGAGAAGGCCUUCAGAGCCGGUGUCGAAGCCCACAAGAGGUUGCUUGCAUUGAAAGAGCAGGAGGAAAUAUCACGCCUUGAAGCUAUCAAGAAAGAAAAGGAAUCCAGUGAUAAAAAGAAGUCAAUUUGGAACUUAUUUAAUUAGAUAAUAUGCAUAGAUUUCACUUUGGAUCAGCUGUUUUACCACAACCGAGGCAUUUCCGUAAUGACUCGUUUGACAUCCAGUUGUUAAUCAGUGGCUUGAGUUGUGUACCCAAAUCGGUAACGUGGAAUGCUUCUUCACGUAUUAUGUAUCCGCCAUGGGGAUUCUCUGUCGUUAUAUGUGAUGAAUCACGGCAGUACCAUCUCAAUCUAUCAAUUGAUUCGCCUGGUCUAACACGCUCUAUGACGACACCGAUUGUGUCCGCGAACCUAACCGGAUUGUGUGGCACGUUAGGUGGUAAUAAAAACAUAGAGCCUUCUUCAAUGAUAAUAUCUCUAAAUUCACCGCUGUCUACUACCUUCAAACACAUGGAACCCUUGUAUUGAUAAAACCACUCUUCUGUCUCGUUGAGAUGAUAGUCGUUCCUCGCAUUAGGGCCACCGACUAACAUCACAAUGUUAUCUUGUCCAGAGUAAGCGCAGAAGUUGUUUACCGGUGGCUUGAGCUUAUCUUUGUUCUCUUCUACCCAUUUUUUUAUAUUUAUUGGUGGAGAAAGCAUCUUCGUUGUUCU
Messenger RNA from Wallemia mellicola CBS 633.66, 1531 nucleotides. RefSeq lists its product as hypothetical. Bases 10 to 963 code for a protein of 317 amino acids. NCBI's taxonomy places the organism in Eukaryota, Fungi, Basidiomycota, Wallemiomycetes, Wallemiales, Wallemiaceae. The record is from RefSeq and is a predicted model, not a curated record. The transcript has 3 exons.